AUGACGUUUGGUCGAAGCUCCUCAUAUAUUUACAGCCUGGGCAUGAAGAAAGCUCCCACAGAAGAUCCUCAGUCCUGUUUCUCAUUGUCCACGUCUCCUGCUGAAGGUUCACAUUCACUGUCUCAUUUUCACCUCGACGAUGACAAACAUGAGACAGGAAGAAUGAAAGAAACUAAAAACAGUAAAUUCUCCGUGUGUCUCCUUUCUUUUGUGAGGUUUAGUUUCCUUUACGUCUCAGCUGGUGAAGUUAAAACGACACAGGAUGAAAAUGUUCUCACUGUCCGGGCUCCUGUGAGAUUACAGCAUGGUCAUAAACACGGGUGCAGCUGGGCUGGUGUCCACUGA
Molecule: messenger RNA, 345 nt
Organism: Xyrichtys novacula (pearly razorfish)
Lineage: Eukaryota; Metazoa; Chordata; Actinopteri; Labriformes; Labridae
Source: the annotation of a GenBank genome assembly